AUGGAGCCAGAGCUGGAGCACUCACUGCGCACGAGCCCGUCCUGGAGCAGCCGUGUGGGUUCUCAGCACCAAGAGAUGAGCUUCCUGGAGCAAGGAGACAGCACCCCGUGGCCGUCCCCCGCCGGGACCACCCGCUCAGAGAGAAGCCGGAGGAGGCGGGGGGCCAGGGCCUCCAGAUGGACCCGGCAGGAGGCUGUGGAGGAAGAGGAUCGCCCGGGCCUGGGGGAAGGUCCCCCGUCCAGGCCAGCUGCUGAGUCCGUUGGGCUGGAGUCCACAUUCCCCACGGCCGCUCCCUGGGACAUCCUCCCCUCCGAGUGCGCCAUCUCAGCCACCGGCUCCGGCCGAGAGUUCCCAGCCACGGCAGCCUGCGGGCCUGAGCCCAGCCUGGCGGGAGAGAGGCCUGCCCCGUGCCCCUCCCCGCAGGCCCCGCUCCCCAGGCAGGGCUUGGAUGACGAGCUGCAGAAGCCCGGAGCCCAGGUCUACAUGCACUUCAUGCAGAAGCACACCUGCUACGAUGCCAUGGCAACCAGCUCCAAGCUGGUCAUCUUCGACACCGCGCUGCAGAUCAAGAAGGCCUUCUUCGCCCUGGUGGCCAACGGCGUCCGGGCCGCCCCCCUGUGGGACAGCAAGCAGCAGAGCUUUGUGGGGAUGCUGACCAUCACAGACUUCAUCCUGGUGCUGCACCGCUACUACAGGUCCCCGCUGGUCCAGAUCUAUGAGAUCGAAGAGCAUAAGAUUGAGACCUGGAGGGAGAUCUACCUUCAAGGCUGCAUCAAGCCUCUGGUCUCCAUCUCUCCCAACGACAGCCUCUUUGAAGCCGUCUACACCCUCAUCAAGAACCGGAUCCACCGCCUGCCCGUCCUGGACCCAGCGUCAGGCGACGUGCUCCACAUCAUCACGCACAAGCGGCUGCUCAAGUUCCUGCACAUCUUCGGCGACCUGCUGCCCCGGCCCUCAUUCCUCCGCCGAACCAUCCAGGACUUGGGCAUCGGCACAUUCCGAGACCUGGCCGUGGUGCUGGAAACGGCGCCCAUCCUGACCGCCCUGGACAUCUUCGUGGACCGGCACGUGUCCGCACUGCCCGUGAUCAAUGAGGAGGGUCAAGUCGUGGGUCUCUACUCCCGCUUCGAUGUGAUCCACCUGGCUGCCCAGCACACCUACAACCACCUGGACAUGAGCGUGGGGGAAGCCCUGAGGCAGAGGACGCUGUGCCUGGAGGGAGUCCUUUCCUGCCAGCCCAAAGAGAACCUGGGGGAAGUCAUCGACCGCAUUGUCCGGGAGCAGGUACACCGGUUGGUGCUAGUGGAUGAGAACCAGCAUCUCCUGGGCGUGGUGUCCCUGUCCGACAUCCUUCAGGCCCUGGUGCUCAGCCCCGCGGGCAUUGAGGCCCUCAGUGCCUGA
Pipistrellus nathusii (Nathusius's pipistrelle) is the source of this 1401-nucleotide messenger RNA. The record is from the annotation of a GenBank genome assembly. NCBI's taxonomy places the organism in Eukaryota, Metazoa, Chordata, Mammalia, Chiroptera, Vespertilionidae.